This is a messenger RNA of Syngnathoides biaculeatus (alligator pipefish), 1130 nucleotides long. RefSeq names its product ADP-ribosylation factor-like 11 (gene arl11). Gene Ontology annotation, molecular function: GTP binding; GTPase activity. The transcript is spliced from 6 exons. The record is from RefSeq and is a predicted model, not a curated record. Bases 544 to 1065 code for a protein of 173 amino acids. NCBI's taxonomy places the organism in Eukaryota, Metazoa, Chordata, Actinopteri, Syngnathiformes, Syngnathidae. Gene Ontology annotation, biological process: intracellular protein transport; vesicle-mediated transport. Gene Ontology annotation, cellular component: cytoplasm.
UGAUAUGCGGAUCACUUCUAACUAACAACAGACUCCUACAGUAUGUAUAACAGUAUGUAGCGUAGUCAGGAGGACCCAUGCCGGGCAAAACACCUGUGGGGGUGGAGAGCUCCUUUCUCCUCCCGCACACGACAAACCACCUCCCCGCCCGAUCCACCUCCACAGCGGUGAUGAAUAACACUGCCAGCGAGCGACGACCCACCCCGGCGGCGCCGCGAGCGUUGUCAUCACUCGCUGAAAGAAAGAUUACAUCCCCCUCCAAGCUAUUAUUUUUUUUAAUAGCUGUAUACACACCUACCUGUCAUUUGGAACCCACGAAGCUCUUGUCCUUUGCACCUGUGCAAUCCAUUUUUCACGACGAACCGGGUCUUUUGGAAAUGUAUGAAAAGUGAAUGAAUCCUCCCGAGCGUUCGAGCAAUAUCCAACAAUACAACGAGCCGGGAUUUUGGCUAACACAAAGGAAAAAGAGCUACCAACAGAUUUAGAAAAGCAAGAGACCGACUGGAUUCUGCAGUUUAAUGGACAAAGGGGAGAAGAGGAGUUAUGGGUCUAACGCAGUCGUCUAAAAGUCCGCAGGUGAUCCUGAUGGGUUUGGAUUCUGCAGGAAAGACAACAUUGCUCGCUCGACUGCUGAGUGGAAAGGUGAUGGACACAACACCGACCAUUGGAUUCAAUGUAGGAACUUUUGAUUUGGACAAGAGGACAUCACUGACAGUUUGGGAUGUCGGAGGACAGAAAAGCAUGAGGCCCAACUGGAGGUUCUACCUGGACGACUGCAAGGCACUGGUCUUCGUAGUUGACAGCAGUGAUCCAAGUCGGAUGCCGGAGGCCCGGAAGGCAUUGAAGAAAGUGUUGAAGGAAGAAAAAUUACGAGGUAUUCCUUUGAUGGUCCUGAGCAACAAGGUGGACCAGCCUGACACCAUGACCGUACAAGAGAUCUCUGACAGGCUGGGAAUGUCGAACUAUCCACAGCUGCAAUGGGAGAUCCAAGCUUGCAGCGCACUAAAGGGAAUGGGUCUGCAUCAGGCCUUUGCGUCCAUCGCCAAACUCAUCAAGAAGAACUAACAGAUGGUGUGAAAAGGGAGAAUACAUGUAAACUGUGAAUAGGUGUGAUACCAGAAGUACACCAG